UCUAAGUGGGAGGAGAAGGAGAAUUGACUCUUUGCUGCUCCACCGCAUAGCUGCGCCUCCCUCCCCCCUCUUGGCAUCUGUCCUUCUUGGGAGAGUCGCACUCAAACGGCAUCAUCCUUGGCUGGGCUUGACUCCGCUUCCUUGCCCUCCUCCUCAUCCUGGGUGGCUUGCUCUCCUCCUUGAGAGAACUUGGUGUAUGUGCAGAAAAAGAGAGGAAAAAGUCAGCAGGGCAGGAGAGCGCGCGCGCGCGCAUAGCUCCCCAGCCGAGUCCCCGACGACGUCUCCUGCCUUGCAGCUUGGAGCGGCCGCUCCGCAUUCUUGGCAUUCCUGGGCUGUGACUCCGAGGUCGGCGGUGGCGGCAGCAGCGGCUCCUCCAAGUAGCUCCACGUUGCGAGAGAGCGCAACGCAGGCACACGCACGCUCCAAUCGCCCCAUAGCAAGAGGAGCAGCCGCCUCCUCCACCAGCUCCGGCCUUCCUCGCUUUAUAAUCAAGACCGCAAUCUCCUCCUCCGCUUUCUUUCCCCACCCUCCUUGGCUCCCUAACAGCCUCCCGCCCCCCUUCUGGAUUUUAUGCCUCCUCACAAAACUUCUCCAAACUUUCCCCAGCCAGCGCCGCUGGGACAAGAGUGCCUUUCUUAGGGGGAACAGGCGUCGUUUUCCGCCGCCUUUUUGUCACUCGUCCACCAAACUCGCCUCCAUCCCGAUUUCCUUCCCCUUUCUCUCACCCCACCCCACCACCCCCGAUGAAAUUUUCGCCACGAUCCGAGUUCUAGCGGGCCAAACUUUCUUUCCCUUCUCUUUGGAUUCUUAAGACGGAAACCUCCGACGUGGGAAAACCUUCCUCGGGGAGUUUUGCACAAAAGCCUGCCCUUUUCUUAGGGGUGAAAGAGGAGGUGGGUCGACCUCGCUCCGGGUGAGAAGCAUCUGCUUUCAGAUGAUCCAAAGACAUGUGAAACAGUCUUGGGAUCUGCCUUUGGCAUGGACAACACUCCUAAACCUGGAGGAGAAGAGCAGUAACUAGAGAAGCAACAUCCACAGCUUCUUUGUCCGGAAGACCAAAAGUGUGAGAAGGGGAGAGGCAGCCUUCUUCGCCCCAGCAGUCAUGCCUUUUGGGCUGAAAUUGCGAAGGACAAGACGCUAUAAUGUCCGGAGCAAGAACUGUUUCAUGACCCGGAUCCGCUUGUUGGACAACAGUGUCAUUGAGUGCACACUCUCGGUGGAGGGCACUGGGCAAGAAUGCCUGGAGGCCGUUGCUCAAAGGCUGGAAUUACCAGAGACACACUACUUUGGCCUUUGGUUCCACAGCAAGAACCAGCAAGUGCGAUGGGUGGAACUGGAGAAACCUCUGAAAAAGCAGCUGGACAAGUUUUCCAGCGAGCCGUUGCUUUUCUUUGGGGUCAUGUUCUACGUGCCCAGUGUUGCCCGACUAAAGCAAGAAGUCACAAGGUAUCAGUUUUACCUACAAGUAAAAAAAGAUGUUCUUGAUGGGCGAUUACGAUCUUCAGCGGAACAGUUGAUACGACUAGCUGCAUUGGCAGUUCAAGCUGAUUUUGGAGAUUACAGUCACUUUGAAUCUCAUGAUUUCCUCCGGGAAUAUGUUUUGUUUCCUAUGGACUGGACCCAAGACGAAGCAGUCCUGGAGGAGCUGACACAGAAAGUAGCUCAAGAACACAUAAAUCUCAGUGGCAUGUCUGCAGGAGAUGCAGAAUUUUACUACAUCCGUGAAGUUGAACAUCUGGAUGGGUUCGGCCAGGAAAGCUUCCCUGUGAAGGACAAUCAAGGAAAUGACAUGCAUCUUGGGAGUUUCUGCACCGGAAUUUUCGUAAAGAAUAGAAUGGGGAGGCUCUCAGUCAUCUACAGGUGGAAUGAUAUUGGAAAUAUAUCCCAGAACAAGUCUUCAAUUGCUGUGGAGCUUGAAAAAGAAGAAACUGUAUUGUAUCAUACGGAUGACCUUGAAAAUGCCAAGUAUAUUUCACGGCUGUUUACUGCAAAGCACAAGUUUUACAAGCAAAACAAAACAUGCACAGAACAAUCAAAUUCUCCUCCUAUCAGGCGUCGGCCCACCUGGAGUAGAUCAUCUUUGCCAAGGCAGCACACAUUGAUUACGGCUGCUAGGCAUGUCCAGUGUGGAGAGCACUACAGUGAAACUCAUAAUUCACAAGACAACAUUUUUCAUGGAAAUGAAGAAAUGGUGUACGGUAGAUCUCAGACAAGCUUGGACAGAUGUGCAAUGGACUUCAGCUACCUGAAUGGCAACGUCCCCAACGGCAACAUCCCCAAUGGCAGUGUGUGCAGCACCCAGAGUAUGAACUCUCUCAACCAUUCACAGAAUUUCAUUCAGGCUUCUCCAAUGUCCUCCAACCUCAGUAUUCCCGGGAGUGACAUCAUGAGAGCAGACUACAUCCCAAGCCAUAGGCAUAGUGCAAUCAUUGUACCUUCCUACAGGCCAACGCCAGACUAUGAAACAGUAAUGAGGCAAAUGAAGAGAGGGGUGAUCUACACCGACAGUCAAAGCCAGUCUUUGAGGAACCUCAAUAUUGGGAACACUCAUGCUUACAACCAACCCAAAGACCUUGUAUACAGCCAGCCAGAAAUUCGAGAGAGAUCCCCUUAUGCCAUUAGCUAUGGGCCUCAGGGCACUUACAAAAAACACGUUGCUCCAACAGAGCAGAUGAACCCCAUCAAUGCUGCACAGACUAAGACAGCAGCCAGUGCCAUUUCCCAUACCGUCAGCACACCAGAGCUGGCCAACAUGCAGUUGCCCAGCAACCAGAGGUGUGGCACAGCCCACAACCUAAGGAACUAUCUUUUCAGACCACCGCCCCCAUAUCCACGUCCCCGCCCUGCUACCAGUACACCUGACCUGGCCAGCCACCGCCACAAGUAUGUUAGUGGCAGCAGCCCAGACCUGGUCACUCGGAAGGUCCAGCUCUCAGUGAAGACCUUCCAAGAGGAUAGCGCUCCAGUGGUCCACCAGUCUCUCCAGGAGGUCAGCGAGCCCCUUAUGGUGGUGAAGCAUCACACCGCUGUUAACAAGCGCCAUAGUUUGGAAGUAAUAAGCAACAUGAUGCGCGGCAUAGAAGCGAUGGCUUUGAAAAGUCUGAAUGCUCCCUUGCCCCGCCGGAACACCUUGCGAGAGCAGGUGCAACCAGAGGAGAUAGUGCAAAGGGGCCAUGAGGUCCAGCAGCUUCCUCGCUACCAACACAAGAAGACCUUCUCUGAUGCCACAAUGCUGAUCCAUAGCAGUGAAAGUGAAGAGGAGGAAGACGCUUCAGAAGCUGUGCCUUCCAUGGCGGCACUCCAUGAAAACAUGAAGUACAGUGCUCAGCUGCAGGCGGCCUUGGCUAGAAUACCAAACAAACCACCUCCUGAGUAUCCUGGUCCCAGGAAAAGCGUUAGCAAUGGAGCCUUGAGGAAUGAUCCAGGGAACGUUGCAAUGGCUGUGUCUCGAGCCAAGGCCUUGAGGCUGGGGCCGACAAAGGCUGUCAGCAUAUCUCGGACGGACCAAAUGGCAGUCAAUGGCUCUUCACUUGGCCCAUCAAUCUCUGAGCCAGACCUCACAAGCGUAAAGGAAAGAGUCAAGAAAGAGCCAGUGAAGGAGAGGCCUGUCUCUGAAAUGUUUUCUAUUGAAGACAGUAUCAUAGAAAGAGAGAUGAGGUAUCUAGAGAAACAGAAGAUGGCAGGCCUGGAGGCCCAGAAGAGGCCCUUGAUGUUGGCAGCGCUUAAUGGUCUCUCAGUUGCUCGAGUUCCAGUGCCUGAGGAUAGCCAGGAUGAAGUCGCCAAGGUGCCAAUGGAUGAGCGGUGUAAAAUCCUACGGAGGAAACUGGAAGAAGGAAUGGUUUUCACUGAAUAUGAGCAGAUUCCAAAGAAGAAGGCAGAUGGGCUCUUUACCACAGCAACGCUCCCUGAGAAUAUAGAGCGUAACCGUGUCAGAGAAGUCAUUCCAUAUGAAGAGAACCGAGUGGAGCUGGUACCAACCAAAGAAAAUAAUACAGGUUACAUCAAUGCCUCACACGUAAAGGUUACUGUAGGUGGGGAAAAAUGGCACUACAUAGCCACCCAAGGACCUUUGCCACAAACAUGCCAUGAUUUCUGGCAAAUGGUGUGGGAAGAAGGUGUGAACGUGAUUGCCAUGGUGACAGCAGAGGAGGAAAGAGGAAGAUCUAAGAGCCAUCGUUACUGGCCAAAGCUGGGCUCCAAGAACAUUUCAGCCACUUAUGGGAAGUUCAAGGUGACCACUAAAUUCCGCACUGAUUCUGGUUGCUUCGCCACAACAGGACUGAAGGUCAAGCACCUUCUGUUAGGACAUGAAAAGACGGUGUGGCAUUUGCAGUACACUGACUGGCCAGAUCACGGUUGUCCAGAAGAACAAGGCUUUCUCUCGUAUUUGGAAGAGAUAAAGUCUGUGCGCCGCCAUACCAACAGCGUGCUGGACAGCAGCAAUAAUCCCAAUCCCCCCAUCGUGGUGCACUGCAGUGCCGGUGUGGGGAGGACAGGUGUGGUCAUCUUGACAGAGCUCAUGAUUGGCUGCUUGGAGCACAAUGAGAAGUUGGAUGUUCCCAUGAUGCUGCAACAUCUGAGGGAGCAGCGGAUGUUCAUGAUCCAAACCAUCGCACAGUACAAAUUUGUCUAUCAAGUGCUCAUCUUGUUCCUGCAAAACUCCAGACUCAUUUAACAUCAGCAGGAAAGACCUUUUCUCUUCUCCCCAAGCACCCCCAACCCCGUACGCAGCCUUGUGGAUCUGGGCCGAGAAUUGCUCUUUCAACAAUAUCCUGUCUUACCGUCAUGUAGCUAGCAUUUUUUCAGAAUUGUCUCAACUCUAAGAAGACCUUGUUCCUCCUACAGAUUAUUUUAUACAAGAUAAUUUAUGAUUUUGUUGCCUUGACACAUUGUGUGAACUUUCUAAAUUUGCGAAACUGGCAUUGACCUGGGAAUUGAAGCACAUUUGACAUGAUUGAUCUGCAUUGCAACCUGACCGUGGGGGGAGAUGUUCCUAUCUGAUGGUGGUCUCUUAAACUUGGCAUGGCUGUAUGGCAUGUGAGGUGGUGGCAGCUUGACCUGUUCUGGGGCUGUUCACGUAGGAGAGAGGACCCUACAAAAGAGAUGACUGUUGAUUCGGUGGUGUCCCAUUGUGAAAGCAAACACAUUUCCAUAUUAUAGAGAGGGAAUAAGCUAUUGCCUGUUGUGGGGCACGUAGCACACUGAGGAGAAGUAGCCAGACCUCUAGUAUACUUCAGUAUUCAGGUGUUCCAUACAGGGCAAGAACAAUACCUUGGUGCUGGCGACAAUGCAUGCAUGUUGUUUCAUGAUUGCGUAGCAUGUGGAAGAGGGAUUCCUGACCUUGGCUCUCCAGAUGUUGGACCACAAGUGGUUGAGGCUGAAGGGAGUUGUAGUCCAACAACAUCUGGGGACCCAAGGUCAGGAUCUAGUGAUGCAGACCAUGUUUAGUUGGGAUGCUGUUAUGAGAUCAGUCCUUAGCGUGUUCCUUUUCGCUCUCAGAAUGGUGACAUCAACUGUUGUCCCCACCAGUGAUACCGAAUCCUGCUCACCUGGCUUGGGAGCGGAAUUUCAUUAUGUAGAUGCUAUCAACUGUGAAACA
Messenger RNA from Hemicordylus capensis (graceful crag lizard), 5599 nucleotides. It is a transcript of the gene PTPN14, whose product is annotated as protein tyrosine phosphatase non-receptor type 14. NCBI's taxonomy places the organism in Eukaryota, Metazoa, Chordata, Lepidosauria, Squamata, Cordylidae. Gene Ontology annotation, biological process: protein dephosphorylation; lymphangiogenesis. The record is from RefSeq and is a predicted model, not a curated record. The coding region runs from base 1103 to 4675 and encodes 1190 amino acids. The transcript has 19 exons. Gene Ontology annotation, cellular component: cytoskeleton. Gene Ontology annotation, molecular function: protein tyrosine phosphatase activity.